CCCAUGUAGGGGCCAGGGUUACAGCAGACCCUGAAAGCUGAGACCCCUGCCCCCAAGUGAGGAGAGGCAGCAAGAGAAAGGGAGGGACAGAACAAGGAGAGAGAGAAGGAAGGAGGGGCAGCCCGGCCAGGCUGCUGUUCCCCCACAGAGCCGGCUCAGAUUCAGCUCUAGGAGCAACUCAGCUGCGGAAGCAACGGCAGCCCUUCUCCUCGGUGAAGGACAGCCCGCAGACAGACACACAGACGGUGGUGCCAGGACUGGAAGUCCUUAGCCCGGCAGCUCAGCCGGGCCUGGCCCCAUGGCCUUCAAUGACCUCCUGAAGCAAGUGGGGGGCGUCGGCCGCUUCCAGAAGAUCCAGGUCACUCUAGUGGUCCUCCCCCUGCUCCUGAUGGCCUCCCAAAACACCCUGCAGAACUUCACCGCCGCCAUCCCCACCCACCACUGCCGCCCACCUGCCGAUGCCAACCUCAGCAAGGACAGGGAGCUGGAGGCCUGGCUGCCCCGGGACAGGCAGGGGCGGCCUGAAUCCUGCCUCCGCUUCACCUCCCCGCAACAGGGACCACCUUCGUCCAAUGGCACCGGGGCCAACAGCACAGGGGCCACAGAGCCCUGCACUGAUGGCUGGAUCUACGACAAGAGCACCUUCCCUUCCACCAUCGUGACUGAGUGGGACCUCGUGUGCUCUCACAGGGCCUUACGCCAGCUGGGUCAGUCCUUGUACAUGGUAGGGGUGCUUUUCGGAGCCAUGGUGUUCGGGUCCCUAUCAGACAGGCUGGGCCGCCGGAAGGUGCUGAUCUUGAACUACCUGCAGACAGCCGUGUCAGGAACCUGUACAGCCUUCGCUCCCAACUUCUCCGUCUACUGUGUCUUCCGGCUCCUCUCGGGCAUGUCACUGGCUGGCAUCGCCCUCAACUGCAUGACACUGAAUGUGGAGUGGAUGCCCAUCCACACGCGGGCCUAUGUGGGCACCCUGAUGGGCUACACCUACAGCCUGGGCCAGUUUCUCCUGGCAGGUGUGGCCUAUGCCGUGCCCCACUGGCGCCACCUGCAGCUGCUCGUCUCUGCACCUUUUUUCGCCUUCUUUAUCUACUCCUGGUUCUUCAUCGAGUCUGCCCGCUGGCAAGUUUCCUCCGGGAGGCUAGACCUCACCCUGAGGUCGCUACAAAGAGUGGCCUGGAUCAAUGGGAAGCAGGAAGAGGGAGCCAAGCUAAGUAUAGAGGUGAUCCGGGCCAGUCUGCAGAAGGAGCUGACCAUGGGCAAAGGCCAGGCCUCGGCCAUGGAGCUGCUGCGCUGCCCCACCCUUCGCCGCCUCUUCCUCUGUCUCUCCUUGCUAUGGUUUGCCACUAGCUUUGCCUACUAUGGGCUGGUCAUGGACCUACAGGGCUUUGGGGUCAGCAUCUACCUAAUCCAGGUGAUCUUUGGUGCUGUGGAUCUGCCUGCCAAGCUUGUGGGCUUCCUUGUCAUCAACUUCCUGGGCCGCCGGCCUGCCCAGAUGGCCUCACUGUUCCUGGCGGGCGUCUGCAUCCUGGUGAAUGCGGUGGUACCCCAGGAUCAGUCCAUUGUCAGAACCUUCUUUGCUGUGCUGGGGAAGGGCUGCCUGGCUUCCUCCUUCAACUGCAUCUUCCUGUAUACUGGGGAGCUGUACCCCACGAUGGUCCGGCAGACAGGCAUGGGAAUGGGCAGCACCAUGGCCCGAGUGGGCAGCAUCGUGAGCCCACUGGUGAGCAUGACCGCCGAGCUCUACCACUCCGUGCCUCUCUUUAUCUACGGCGCUGUCCCCAUGGCUGCCAGCGCUGCCAUUGCCCUCCUGCCGGAGACCCUGGGCCAGCCACUGCCGGACACUGUGCAGGACGUGGAAAACAGGAGGAAAGGGAAUCGGAAGCGACAGCAGCAAGAGCAGCAGAAGCAGAUGGUCCCACUCCAGGCCUCAGCAGGGGAGAAGAAUGGACUCUGAGCACCAGAAGGGGCCUCACAGAACCCUAAAGGGAGUGAGGGUCCCACAGGUCCUGGGCCACCCACAUGAGGAGGGGGAAGGGGGAAUGGCAGCCCAGUGUCAGGGCUGUGGUUCAGGGAAGCACCUCCCCCCGG
Ceratotherium simum simum (southern white rhinoceros) is the source of this 2088-nucleotide messenger RNA. Lineage: Eukaryota; Metazoa; Chordata; Mammalia; Perissodactyla; Rhinocerotidae. The record is from RefSeq and is a predicted model, not a curated record.